CGCUGAAUGUUUCGAGCUAUCGAUUUCGACUAACUAUGGAAGGCAGUUUAAAUACACGUGCGAUGUUUGUGUCUUGUAGUUAAUAUAGGAAACGUUCAUAAAAUAGAAAUAGAAAAAUAGCUGCGAUGACUAGUACCGGUGUAAACAAUAGUGCUCCUCAGGUUCAAAUAAGAUUCGUUACAAAGCAGGAGGGAUUCGCUGUUCCAGAUUUUCCAUUAUCUGUACACACAGCUAUCGUACCAAACGAAUUAAACACUCUAGUAAAUGAGCUUUUAAGAGAGACAACUGACGUAAGAAAUGACAUAGAAUUUGAUUUUCUGGUGUGCUCCCAGUUCUUGCGUACUUCGUUGGCAGAGCAUAUAACAGAAAGAAGUUUAUCUACUGAGGAAGUAAUAGACGUUGAAUAUGUUGAAAAGUAUCCACCACCAGAACCUCAAGAUUGUCUUAUACACGAUGAUUGGGUAUCUACUGUAGCUGUUAACGAAAAAUGGAUACUAACUGGUUGUUACGAUAACACAUUACACAUCUGGACAUCAAAAGGAAAACAUCAUCUUGUAAUUCCUGGUCAUACGUCACCUGUUAAAUCUGUAGCAUGGAUAUCUUUAAAUGAAGAAACUGCUAGAUUCGUUAGUGCAUCUCAAGACCAAACAGCUAUAAUUUGGGACUGGAAUAUUUUGGCGAAUUCUGUGGACUGUAUACACGUAUGUAGAGGACAUGAGCGUGGACUUGAAGCGGUUAGCAUUAAUUAUGACAAGACUCUGAUGGCAACUGGAGCUUGGGAUACCAUGCUUAAACUUUGGUCUACGUCCAAUCAAGAUGAAAAUGAAGAUGGUGAAUCUACAUCGAAAAGACUGAAGUCAGAACAUGGUAAAACAAGAGUUCCUAAAAGGACAAUGAAAGGGCACAAAGAAGCUAUCAGUGGUAUUGUAUGGUCAGAAAAGGCAGAAGUUAUAACAUGUUCGUGGGACCACACUAUCAAAGUAUGGGAUUCAGAAUUAGGAGGAAUUAAACAUGAUCUUGCUGGCAAUAAAAGUUUCUUUGACAUUGAUUAUUCACCUUUAUCUCGUGCUGUUAUAACAGCAUCUGCUGACAGGCACAUCAGACUAUACGACCCAAGAUCUACAGAGGGCACACUUGUAAAAACGUUAUUCACUUCUCACACGCAAUGGGUGCAAUCUGUAAGGUGGUCAACUGUGAAUGAAAAUUUAUUUAUUUCGGGAGCAUAUGACAAUGAUAUGAAACUUUGGGACACCAGAAGUCCUAAGGUGCCAUUAUUUGACCUCUCUGGACACGAAGACAAAGUAUUAUGUUGCAACUGGUCGAACCCGAAAUUCAUGGUGUCGGGUGGUGCGGAUAACACUGUAAGAAUAUUUAAAUCAAAACAUGUUUACCGUUGAUAAUAAACAAAAUAGCAUUGUAUAAUUUCUAAAUAUAACGAAAGAGAAUUUCGUCUGUACAGUGCAAAUUAAUAAGAAUAAGCUUGUUUUUAUUAUUUUAAUAUUUAUUUUACUCUAAAUCAAACAAUGUAAUCGUUCAAAUGAAAUAGAGUUCAAUAUGUCGCCGCCAUGAAACCUAUCGAUCACAUCAUGUAAUCGCUGUAAAAGAAUAGAAACGAACGACUACCCACGCUCACAUUUGCAUUGACGUAUUCGAAAAUAAACGUGAAUACGAAAAACAAAAUUAUGCGUAUAUCUAAGCAGUUACAAUUAUCUUCGUACAAAUAAACACAUUUACAUGAUCAAAAGGAAAAAGAAGAACAAAGAAAAACACGUGAUUCCUUAGUCAAAAAAGAAAUAUUUAACGGGCCAAGAA
Nomia melanderi (Alkali bee) is the source of this 1812-nucleotide messenger RNA. RefSeq names its product ribosome biogenesis protein WDR12 homolog. The record is from RefSeq and is a predicted model, not a curated record. Gene Ontology annotation, molecular function: protein binding. Lineage: Eukaryota; Metazoa; Arthropoda; Insecta; Hymenoptera; Halictidae. Gene Ontology annotation, biological process: ribosome biogenesis.